UAGCUUGCUUUUUUGGCUUUGCAGCAUGUUUUUUUAUUUAUUUUUUUUUUUAGAAAAAUCUCACCCAGUUUCAACUCUUGUUCUUCUUUUCCCGCAUACUCCGACAGCCAGUCCACCUUAAAAGAACCGUUUUUUUGUUGUUUUUUUUUACUUUAGCUUGGUAAGAGGAUGUUGGACUGCCCGUUCGUUUCGCCAUAAUAUGGGGUUAGCAAGCAACAUUUAGCUCUUAACUCCUGCUGCAUUUGCUGUACGCUCACCUGCAAAACAGCGGCAUGUACUACGUAACGCGCUGUUUAUGAAUUGACUGUCUGCAUAACUAAAUAUGUAACAACAGGAUGCAUCCUGUUGACAAUGAUGACAGGUCAUCAUUGGCUGGACAGCUUGUUCAUCACUGUGUUAUAUGAUGCUACCGCUUGUUGUCGCCUGUCGCUCACUGACGUGCAUUUAAAAGUGAUACCGAAUAAAUUGUUAUGUGUUUAUUUCAUUUACAGUACAGGAAAGAUUUGCGGUGCGCAGAGAACGCGAGAGCAGUGCGCACACGCGCAGUUUAGAGGGAACAUUGGACGUAACUAUGACACCCAUUUUAUGAUACUAGGUGGUUUUACAAAGUAAACAAUUGGUAAAGGAUAGUAACAAGAGAAGACCGGAGAGACAGCUGUUGAGGUGUGAAAUCAAACUCAAGAAAAUCUACUGGAGUUGAUUUUCCUGCGAUCUUCUCGGCCUUUUCAAGUUCAGGCUGGUGAAAGUCCUAAAGAACUUAGCAAGCAUCUUUAACACCAACGAAGUCAGUCAAGCCGGACGUGUUCGGACAAAGCAGGGAACAGGAGUUGACAAAUGACUACGCCUCUGCAGCAGGAUCGACAGUGACAUGUGCGCAGCCGUGUACCCCACUUGAGCGAGGCCAGCCGCAGCAUCCACAGACAGGACCAGCACCGGCUUUGUUUCCAGGCUUGAGAGAGGAGGGAAUGACUGAGGAGAGCCGCAGGGCAUGGAGACACGACACAGACCAACGAUGGUCGUCAGAGGGCUCUGGGUAUGUAUUCCUCGGUGCGGGAAACGAAGUAGCCGCUCUGGCCGGUUGUCGGUCUUUUGCGCGGCCACCAUAAGCGCCGCUGUCAUCGCAUUGCUCAUUGUAGACGUCAUCGAGUCCUGGAUCACGUCCAUGGGCAUGAACGCCAUGCUGGAGCCGCAUGCUGGUAUUUUUCCCCCGCAGAGCGUCCCUCCCACCAGACCCGAUGAGUUCCUGCUCAUGCCCAGUCCUCUGGUGUGCCAGCGAGCCAAGCCUUAUCUCAUCACCAUGGUUACCACCGCUCCUCCUAACCAGAGGGCACGCCAAGCCAUCAGGGACACAUGGGGUGGGGAGACCAAUGUGAGGGGACUAAGGGUCAUGACCCUCUUCAUGCUAGGUGUGCCAUCUGACAUGGGACUGGCCAAGCUGCUUGUUGAGGAGGCCAGGGAGCGAGGAGACCUGAUUCAGGGGAGUUUCCUGGACACCUACUCCAACCUGACACUGAAGACAUUAUCCAUGCAGAGCUGGGUCCGCCGCUUCUGCUCCCAGGCUCAUUUUAUGGCCAAAGUGGACGACGACGUCAUGUUCAAUCCUAGUGCCCUGCUGCACCUCCUGAAUAAAAGCCAUAGCCCUUACGAACAAGUAGACUUGUACCUAGGCAGGGUGCAUCUACACGUGGCCCCAAACCGUGACCCGGAGAGCAAGCAGUACCUCCCUAAGGGGGCAUACCCGCUGUCCGUUUUUCCAGACUACUGCAGUGGUACUGCCUAUGUUCUGUCCCGCUCCGCAUUGCUCAAAAUAUCAUUAGCUGCCACUUCAUCACCUCUAUCUACACCUCUUCCCCCUGAAGAUGUAUUUGUAGGUCUGUGCGCCCGGGCAGCUGGGAUAUUGCCCACACACUGCCCCCUGUUCUCUGGCGGUCCCGGUGUGCCGUAUGGGCGUUGCUGUUACCAGGCCAUGGUGUCUGUGCACCAUGUCCCACCUAGAGAUAUGCUGCACUACUGGGCUGACAUUCACUCAUCACCACCCUGCCCUUGGCUGAGCAUGCGAGUGUCACUGAGCUUGUGCAAAGUCAGGGCGCUGCUGGGCUCAGCUCUCGGCCUGUUGUGACUGGAUCUUAUUGGGGGCUGUGCUUCAGUUCUAUACUAAACAGCACAUACUAUUCAGAGGGUAAAAUUUGUAUUUUUUUUAUAAGAUGCAUUUUUUGAGGCUCACAAACCACUCUGCAGAAAAGGGACACUUCACUGGAAACUUGGAAAUGCGAUCCCAGCAUCUUUCAUCUUUGCACUGGCACACAAUGUUACCAUGUAUAUUGUUAACAAUAAGUAACAAAAGACUGUGACCAUUACAAUAUGAAUACUAUUGAGUGAGUAACAUUGAUUACCUUGUUCAAUCGGCAAUGCUGAUAUAAUAGAGGGAACGUUUGAACAACUUUGAUUAUGAAGGCUAAAGAACACAUUUGAUUAAAAAUUGUGACAGUUAGGAAAACUGUAUUAGCAGGUCACACAACCCCCAACAACAAGCAAUGGCACACAAUGUUAAUAUAUUUGGCUUUAAUGGCUUCUCCAUAGAAUUAUCACACCCCUGUAGGCUGCAUGCCUUCGUAUUUGUAACACAUGUACUGCACCGUACUUGAUCUCAACUGGAAGUGUAGACUUUUAAAUCACUGGUAUAGUCUAUUAGUAUUUCUCAUACAGAAUGUUUCCUGGACAAGCAAAAUGUGACCAUACAGUAUGUCUGCAAAUAAUUCUGUUAAUAAAUGUUUACAGUGCAAUCUGUAUCAAAUAUAUACAAGUAUAGUACUUCUGAUGAAAUUCAAAGUUAAAAGAGCAAACCUGUUAGUUUAGAAGCAGUAGGCAACUGAAAUAACAGUAAAAAGGUGUGCUCCAUGCCCUCCUGUCCUACUCUAAGCAGUAUUUAUAAUGUGUUUUAUGGCAAGAGUAAACAUUAGCUCAGCGUUGCAUUGAUAAGGUGAGGUUCACAAAUCUUACAAUAUAGUUGAACCAAAGCAGCUUUGCUGCAUAACAAAGAGAACAAUGUGUUUACACUCAGGAAAUAUGAUGAAUGGAAUGCAGUCAGUCAAUAAACAUUUACUGUAGAUCUUUUCGUUUCC
Molecule: messenger RNA, 3122 nt
Organism: Dunckerocampus dactyliophorus (ringed pipefish)
Lineage: Eukaryota; Metazoa; Chordata; Actinopteri; Syngnathiformes; Syngnathidae
Gene: b3galt4
Product: UDP-Gal:betaGlcNAc beta 1,3-galactosyltransferase, polypeptide 4
Exons: 3
Coding region: 989-2119 (376 amino acids)
Cellular component (GO): membrane
Molecular function (GO): N-acetyl-beta-D-glucosaminide beta-(1,3)-galactosyltransferase activity
Source: RefSeq, a predicted model, not a curated record